AUGAGCGCGUCGUACGAUCUGCCUGAUACGUCAAGCUAUGGAUCAUCUUCAUCCACACCUUGGGCUUCUGCAACCAGCCAGCCAUCGUCCGACAACGUCGUUCAAUCUUCGGCAUCCUCCUACACUGAUGCAGCCAACACUAUGUCGAAUGUACCCAUAACCCCAGACGUUGUCGCGAAUCCUUGGAACACCUCGUUGCUGUGGUCCUCUGGCAUCAUUGACAAUCGGGACCCGCGCUCUUCCUUCUGGCCAGCUUCCAAUUGGCGCAAUACAAGCGUCCCAGACAAUGUUAACACAUCUCCUAUCGACUACUACUACACCUCGUUGACAGCGGGCGACUCGGUCAAUUUCUACUUUACCGGACAUGGUCUGUCCGUGCUUGAUUAUCGAGGGCCUUUUCGAGGCAAAUACAAUGUCACCAUCGACAACACCACAUCGGUCAUCAUCGAUGCCUACUCCCACAUCGACGAGCUUGCCGAUUCGUCUGGAACCCAACUGCCGCCUGCCAUCUGGACCUCUGAUACCUUCGAUGAGGGCACGCAUUAUGUCGUCAUGAGCAAUCUCAACAAUUUCACCGACAUGAACUUCUGGGGCGUAGUCAUCAACCCAAACAACUACAGACCAGGCAAGUCUUUCAUGCCCGCCACCUCCAACACCAAAGUGAUCAUCAUUGCUUCUACCCUCACAGCCGUAGUUAUGAUCGGCCUCUUUCUCCUCAUCGGCUCGCUUCUGUACUACUACAAACUGGUCCGACCCCGACGUCUUCUCCAGGCGCAGAUAGACAACGAACGCAAGGACGUGUUGUUGCCUCCACGCUCAUCGUCCUCCAAUUUCGAGACAAGCGGCUCGCGCAGGUCGUCACGCUUGCGACUCGAUGUCAAUUUCCUUGCCAGUCAGGGCGACCUCGGCAGGGUACCAAGCAGGGUUACUGCUACCACAACUGAGUCUCAGUACUGGGUUCGAUCCCAGACCGAGUUGCCUCAGGGCACCGACAUGAGGCAAUCCAGCAGAGCCCCCGCCAUCUUUCAAGAAAUCCGUCUUGAUUCAUCUCAGGUCUCAGCGACGUCAUCCCCCACCGAUCUUAGCCCCGUUAGCGAGAUCAAUCUGGGCUCUACCAUCUAUUCCACCGAGAAUGGUCAGCCUUUCUCUCCUCUGUCUGCCACAACUCCUGCUCAUGUCACCGCCCAGGCACAGCCCCAUCAUCCUGCUCCCUGGAAUGCUGAAUCUGUGACCAACAGCCGGUCUGGAACCAACCAGCCGCCAUCGCACCAACGCUCCGGCUCUAUGAAUUUGUACUCGUCAAGCAAUGGUCCCGCCGCACUCCCUGCAGGCGCAAGCACCAGCUACUUGCAUCAUAGCCGAAACGGUUCUUUACCGUAUGCGAAUCCAUUCCAGGAUCCGACCGCGCCAGCGGCAAAUAGACUCGCGAGAACAGGCUCACGUCGUCCACUUCCGAUGCCUCCCACAGCAACUUCGCCUGUUAGUACUAUGGCCCAUCCCUCUCCAUCCGCCACUUCACCGACGUCGUCGGCGGCCGAUCCGAAUCACAGCGGCACUACAGAAACCACUCCGCAAGCAUCUGUAUCUGUCGAUCGUAGUGCAUCUCAGCGCUAUCGCAUCGAACAAGACGCUUGCUCGUUUCAUCUAUCUGAGGAUGGCAUGUUUGACGAUCACACUGGCGAGACCUUGCUACCGCCGCCAUACGCGCCGAGGGAUAUGGGGAGGCACUUUGUUUAG
Mycosarcoma maydis (corn smut) is the source of this 1737-nucleotide messenger RNA. RefSeq lists its product as uncharacterized. NCBI's taxonomy places the organism in Eukaryota, Fungi, Basidiomycota, Ustilaginomycetes, Ustilaginales. The transcript has a single exon. Bases 1 to 1737 code for a protein of 578 amino acids. The record is from RefSeq and is a predicted model, not a curated record.